AUGCCGAGCAUAUUUUCCUACCAGAGUGCCGAAGUGGAUUGGUGUGAAGGCAACUUCGAGCGCUCGGCGGUGAUUGCGGAGUACUACAACACCAUCAGCAAUGUGAGCUUCUUUCUCCUUGCUCCUGCCCUGCUCUUCCUGAACCGGCAGUACUGUAAGCAGCGUGCGGUGCCCUUGUAUGUUGUCUCUGGCCUGCUCAUCCUCAUAGGUGUCUUCUCCACGUACUUUCACAUGACCCUGAGCUACGUAGGACAACUCUUGGAUGAGCUUUCCAUCCUCUGGUCACUGGCUGUGGCAUACUCCUUCUGGUACCCACAGGUUUACUUCCCCAAGUGCAUCAAGACCAGGAAGCAUUUCUUCUGGCUGACUGGUACCACCACCGUGAUCAGUACCUUGAUGUCUUUUGUCAAACCAACCCUCAAUGCCUACGCGCUCAACUGCAUCGCCUUCCACCUGCUGUACCUGACCUGGCGGGAGCUGAAAAAGUGCAAUGACAAACGGGUUCACCGGAUGGCUGCAGUCAUGGUGAUGUGGUGGGUACUGGCUAUCACCAGCUGGAUAAGUGACAAGUGGUUCUGUUGGUUCUGGCAAGCCAUCAACUUCCCCUACUUGCACAGCUUCUGGCACGUACUGAUAGCCAUGUCCCUUCUGUACUGCUGCCCACUGGUCAUCUACUUUGACGUCAACUACGAGAUGCCAUCAUUCAAGCCAAAGCUGGAAUACUGGCCCAGCGACUCGUGGCCUGUUGUGGUGCCCUACGUUGCCCUGGAGGAACCCCACAAGCAGUGCUAG
Acanthisitta chloris (rifleman) is the source of this 792-nucleotide messenger RNA. RefSeq names its product alkaline ceramidase 1 (gene ACER1). Gene Ontology annotation, molecular function: hydrolase activity, acting on carbon-nitrogen (but not peptide) bonds, in linear amides. The coding region runs from base 1 to 792 and encodes 263 amino acids. Gene Ontology annotation, cellular component: membrane. Lineage: Eukaryota; Metazoa; Chordata; Aves; Passeriformes; Acanthisittidae. The record is from RefSeq and is a predicted model, not a curated record. Gene Ontology annotation, biological process: ceramide metabolic process. The transcript is spliced from 6 exons.